Molecule: messenger RNA, 1104 nt
Organism: Vicia faba (fava bean)
Lineage: Eukaryota; Viridiplantae; Streptophyta; Magnoliopsida; Fabales; Fabaceae
Source: the annotation of a GenBank genome assembly
AUGGAAAGCGCAUCAGAGCUCGUUGAUUUUCCAUUAUUGUUAACACCAAUUCAGUCUCAUUACCGGGCUUGCACUAUUCCUUAUAGAUUCCCUUCUGAUAAUCCUCGAAAACCUACUCCUAACGAAAUCUCUUGGAUUAAUCUCUUCCUUAACUCCAUACCCUCUUUCAAGAAGCGUGCAGAGAGUGAUACUUCGGUCCCCGAUGCUGCAAGUAAAGCUGAAAAAUUUGCUCAAAGGUAUGCUGAUAUACUUGAAGAUUUCAAGAAAGAUCCCGAAAGUCAUGGUGGACCACCUGAUUGCAUUCUUCUAUGCAGACUUCGUGAGCUAAUACUCAGAGAAUUGGGGUUCAGUGAUAUCUUCAAAAAGGUUAAGGAUGAAGAAAAUGCAAAAGCCAUCUCCUUGUUUGAGAACGUUGUCAGUGUUAAUGACGCCAUUGAAGAUGAAGGCAAGCGAAUUGAGAAUCUAGUUAGGGGAAUUUUUGCAGGAAACAUAUUUGAUCUUGGCUCGGCGCAGCUUGCAGAGGUUUUCUCUAAAGAUGGAAUGUCUUUUUUGGCAAGUUGUCAAAAUCUUGUGCCUCGACCUUGGGUUAUUGAUGAUCUUGAUGCUUUCAAACUGAAAUGGAGCCAAAAGUCAUGGAAGAAGGUUAUUAUAUUUGUAGAUAACUCUGGUGCUGAUAUUAUUUUGGGUAUUUUACCAUUUGCAAGGGAGCUUCUUCGGCGUGGGAGUCAGGUUGUAUUAGCUGCAAAUGACUUGCCUUCCAUCAAUGAUGUGACAUAUUCUGAGCUAGUUGAAAUCAUAUCAAAGUUAAAGGACGAUGAAGGAAAACUUGCUGGUGUCAGUACAUCAAACCUUUUAAUUGCUAACUCUGGCAAUGAUUUACCGGUUAUCGAUCUUACAAGAGUAUCACAGGAGCUUGCUUACCUUGCUAGUGAUGCAGAUCUUGUCAUCUUAGAAGGGAUGGGCCGCGGAAUCGAAACAAAUCUGUAUGCUCAAUUUAAAUGUGAUUCCCUUAAGAUUGGAAUGGUAAAACAUCCUGAGGUUGCACAAUUUCUCGGGGGACGCCUAUACGACUGUGUAUUCAAAUACAAUGAAGUUUCAAAUUGA